UUAAAGUGUUGAUGACAUAAAAAUUAAUGUUAUAAGUGGUAAUAAAAUUGGAGAAUAAGUGAUUGCAACUCUAUUAUAAACAAAUAUAAACAGUUGAUAUGGGUUCUGGGCAAAGUGCUCGUAUGCUUACUAUUGAUAAUGAAGAAAUAGGUGUUAUAGCGAUAUCAGAAUCUGUUGUGGAACGAUUAACUCAACAAAUGAAUGAAAAAAAUGCUGAAGGAGUAAAGAAAGUAAGAUCCGCUACAUUAAGAGAACCAUCUUCUACAGAUGUUGAAUCUCCACAAUUACCUCAUAAUGAUGUACCAGCGAAUUUUGGUAAUUCUAUGCAUUAUCCACAAGUAACCUUAACUGCUCUUAUGAUGCAUCAACAGAAAGAACAAGAGCUUCGUAGUCAAGAUAAUUAUUGGCAGAAGCGCUUACAGAAUUUGGAAAAAAAACAUUCAAAAAUUAAUGAUAUUAUUGAUGCAGAGUAUAAAAAAGCUGCAGAAGAAUUAUAUGGCGAUGGUAAGGAGAAAAUAAAUUUUCAAGAUACGGUCCAACCAUGCAAAAGCAGUUCUGAAAAAGUGCUCCAGUGUUUCCAAGUCCAUCCUCAAGAAAUUUUAAAGUGUUCUAAUGCAGUCGAAGAAUUUUUUGAUUGUGUAGAUCAGCGACGUGCACGUGUGAUUGCAGCACGUUGUUAA
Habropoda laboriosa is the source of this 680-nucleotide messenger RNA. It is a transcript of the gene Chchd3, whose product is annotated as MICOS complex subunit MIC19. Gene Ontology annotation, biological process: inner mitochondrial membrane organization. The record is from RefSeq and is a predicted model, not a curated record. Lineage: Eukaryota; Metazoa; Arthropoda; Insecta; Hymenoptera; Apidae. Gene Ontology annotation, cellular component: MICOS complex. The coding region runs from base 99 to 680 and encodes 193 amino acids. The transcript has 3 exons.